UUGUAGUGCGCCUGCGCGAACUUGGGAUAACGGGAGGCAACCGUAGAGACAACACAACAGCUGGUUAGCAACGGGGACAGGACAACAUCAUGGAUGAGUUUCAGUCGGGAGACGAGACAGCCUUUGUCGUGGACGACGUAAGCACAAUCAUAAAAGAGUCUGUUGAAACAGCCAUUGGUGGGAACACCUACCAACACAGUAGGGUCAAUCAGUGGACAACAAAUGUUGUGGAACAGUGCCUCAGCCAACUCAGCAAGCUUGGCAAACCUUUCAAAUACAUUGUGACGUGCAUCAUCAUGCAGAAGAACGGGGCGGGACUGCAGACGGCCAGCUCGUGCUUCUGGGACAAUAACACUGAUGGGAGCUGCACAGUGAGAUGGGAGAACAAGUCAAUGUACUGCAUUGUCAGCGUCUUUGGGCUGGCCAUCUAAAACACUAAACUGUGCUGCGCAGUACUGAACCUUCUGUAUCAGCUCUUGACAUAUUUGUGCCUAAUGUUCUCAAGCAAGACAAGCCUCUCGGACCAAAGGUUACACACUCAUGAAAAUCAUCCCGCUGUUUUUACACUGAAUGAAAAAAAAAAGAAUAAAUUAUUUUGUCUUUCUGUAAAUUA
Engraulis encrasicolus (European anchovy) is the source of this 613-nucleotide messenger RNA. It is a transcript of the gene dynlt1b, whose product is annotated as dynein light chain Tctex-type 1b. NCBI's taxonomy places the organism in Eukaryota, Metazoa, Chordata, Actinopteri, Clupeiformes, Engraulidae. The transcript is spliced from 5 exons. Gene Ontology annotation, cellular component: cytoplasmic dynein complex; cytoplasm. The record is from RefSeq and is a predicted model, not a curated record. The coding region runs from base 90 to 431 and encodes 113 amino acids. Gene Ontology annotation, biological process: microtubule-based movement. Gene Ontology annotation, molecular function: dynein intermediate chain binding.